This is a messenger RNA of Metarhizium album ARSEF 1941, 1017 nucleotides long. Its product is annotated as peroxin. The transcript is spliced from 4 exons. The record is from RefSeq and is a predicted model, not a curated record. The coding region runs from base 1 to 1017 and encodes 338 amino acids. Gene Ontology annotation, cellular component: peroxisomal membrane; peroxisome. Lineage: Eukaryota; Fungi; Ascomycota; Sordariomycetes; Hypocreales; Clavicipitaceae. Gene Ontology annotation, biological process: protein import into peroxisome membrane.
AUGGACGCAAAGCCUGCCGCUCCAGAGGCAAGCAAGAAGGACGAUGUCGAGGUCAAGGCAACGGGUGCGAAUGCCGCGGCAGCUGAGGCCCCAAAGCCGGCUACAGCAGCCGAAGACGUGCCUGAUCCGGAUGAGGAUGACCUAGACGACUUGGAUGAUAUGCUAGAUGAAUUUUCAACCGUCAAACUUGAGAAUGGAACCAACAAGCCCACUGAGUCUGGCAGUGCCGGCGCUUCAACCUCAACACCCAAGCCAGGUGACGCCACAUCCACCAAGGAGCCGCCAGCUGCUGGGGAGGAGCCAUUUUCAGAAGAAGACUUUGCCAAGCAGCUUCAAGCCGGCAUGGCUGACUUGCUGGGCGAACUGGAGCAAUCGCCCGAGAUGCAGCAGCAGUUUGAGGACAUGUUCAAGCAAAUGGCUGCUGCCUCGGGGGAUGGAGCACCCGGAACAGCGACAGAGGGUUCCUCUUCCGCCAAAGCCGGACCUCCAGGCGCUGCCGCCGAAGCAUCCUUCCAAGAGACGAUCCGCCGGACCAUGGAACGAAUGCAGGCGUCUGGGGAUCAGGCUACGGCCGCCGCAGCUACUAGCGGCGGUGACGAUUUCAUGUCGGAGCUGCUGAAGCAAAUGUCCUCUGGCGAUUUCAGUGGUGAGGGCAGCGAGGAAGAAUUCUCCAAGAUGCUCAUGGGCAUGAUGGAGCAGCUUACAAACAAGGACAUCUUGUACGAACCCAUGAAGGAGCUCGAUGACAAAUUCCCGGAGUGGUUCGAAAAGAACAAGGCUUCAACCGCCGCAGAAGAUCUCAAAAGGUAUGAAGAGCAAAGGGUUCUCGUGAGAGAGAUCGUAGCCAAGUUUGAAGAGAGCACCUACUCCGACGGCAACGCCUCCGACCGCGAGUAUAUCGUCGACAGAAUGCAGAAGAUGCAAGCCGCUGGCUCACCGCCGUCGGACUUGGUGGGAGACAUGGCAUCAGCACAAGAGGCAUUCGGUGGAGCGGAUGAUCAAUGCAACCCGCAAUAG